Mercenaria mercenaria is the source of this 1005-nucleotide messenger RNA. Its product is annotated as D-aminoacyl-tRNA deacylase 2-like. NCBI's taxonomy places the organism in Eukaryota, Metazoa, Mollusca, Bivalvia, Venerida, Veneridae. The transcript has 4 exons. Gene Ontology annotation, cellular component: cytoplasm. Gene Ontology annotation, molecular function: D-tyrosyl-tRNA(Tyr) deacylase activity. The coding region runs from base 388 to 930 and encodes 180 amino acids. The record is from RefSeq and is a predicted model, not a curated record. Gene Ontology annotation, biological process: tRNA metabolic process.
CAAGUGAUAACUAAAGUGAAAUCCAAAAACACAAAAAUUGUAAAUAUUGUUUAUUUGUUGCAAUUAACAGUUGGUUGUCAUGUUUUGGUGUUAAAUUUUCCAGAACUGUAGUUAAAAUUGUUAACAUUCCAUAUACUUAUGACAUAGUGCCUAUACACAACUUAACUAACAUAUGACAGUGCUGGCUUUCCAUAGUUUGAAAACAGAUGAGUGAUUUUCACAGUAGCACGAUAUAAUGGAGUGACCUAUUUUUUACCCAGUUUCUACAUGGCUACUUGUUUUUGACGUUUUUUGCCAGAUAAAAGGACAUUUCCUGGGGAUUCUUUGAAUGAUUAGAAAGGAGAGGGAUUAAAUGAUUUCAUAUUGGUGAAAUAUAAAGGCAGCGGGAUGGCUUCAGGGUCCAGUGGAGCCUCAGGCUCUGAACAAGCAGUACAAGUAAGGGCGCGAGUCAUCAUACAGCAGUGCCUCUCAGCAAAGGUAAUGGUCCAGCCAAGAACAGAUACGCAAGAAGAGCAGCAUGUAGAGAUAGGACGAGGAGUGAUGGUUUAUAUCUGCUUCAUGAAAGGUGCUACUGAAGAUAUGGUAGAAAAAAUGGUGAAGACAGUUCUAACCGCCCGUUUAAGUAAGACAGAGACUGGUAAACUUGUGUCAGUGUUAGAUUUACCAGGAGACGUUCUGGUCGUUCCACAAUCAACUCUCGGAGGCAACCUGAAGGGGAAGAGAAUGCAGUACCAUCGGAAAGUCAACAGAGAGAAUGGACUCAAUUUAUACACAAAAUUUGUUCAGCUAUGCCGGCUGUAUAUGACACAAUCUGUAAAAUGUAAAGAACAACACAAGGUGGUAGAAGCUGGGACUUAUGGCAACAAACAUGAGACGUUAGUGUUCUCUACACUAACAACUGGUCCAUACACUCAUGCUAUAGAGUUCUAAUUGCUAUGUGUUGACUGUUCUAUUCAUUUCAUAUGUUAUUAUUUUAAUUAAGUUAAAUGAAUAUUUAACUUAGUU